AUGCCCUUUUUAUUUUCCUAUGUCUGUGAUUUGCUCCAAUCGCUGGAUAAUAACCGCCUUGCUCGCUCGGGACUGAGGAGCAAAGCGACCAUAAUUCAGGAUUGGUUCAGGGGACAUCAGGCGCAGUUAUACCGAGAUGAAUUGGAUACUGCAGCCCUGCUUUCUGCCCUUCUCCCGGAGAAACGGACUGACAGGGUAUACUUUCUUCGAGAGAAGAAGCUUCAGACUGUGAUUGGCCGCGCCUUGGGCCUGGGUCGGUCUCGCAUUGCACAGCUGGGAAGAUGGAGUAAUCCCGAAGCACGCGUCGACCUAGCAGAAUGCGUUGAAAGUAUUCUUAACGAAACACCGAACCCAGUGUCCCCAACUGAAAGGGGCGUCACGGUGGAAGAGAUCGAUCAACUUCUCCACGCCAUCGCAGCCACAUGUCGAUUCAGCUCGCCUGCUGUGCGCAGUUCUGCUUCGGCCGGCCGGCUCGCCAACAAGGAGCUCGCGCUCGGAGACCUCUACAAGCGAUUGCCUGCCAGAGAUGCCAAAUGGCUGACUCGGUUGAUCCUCAAGAACUACGAGCCAGUAGUUCUUGAUCAGCAUGUGGUCUGCCAAAGUUACCACCCGCUCCUUCCAGCGAUACUGAAUGUUCAGGACGACUUGGCAGCUGCUUCGCGAAUUUUGGAUUCGUAUAGACGUGGCCAGAAAGUCACCGAAGCCGCAACCGGGCUAACCGGACUUGCACAGUCUCUGAAGCCCACUCUUGGGGUGAAGAUUGGCCGCCAGAAAUGGAUUAAAGGGCGAAGCAUCAAGCAUUGCCUGUCGAUGGUACAAGGUCGCAUAAGCUGCGAAGAAAAGAUGGAUGGGGAGUAUUGCCAGAUCCAUAUUGAUCUGAGCAAAGACCAUGACUGUAUCCAGAUCUUCUCAAAAAGCGGAAAGGACAGCACAAGAGACCGUCUAGCCCUGCAUGAGUCUAUUCGAAACUCGUUGCACCUUGGGAAACCUUCCUGCCCACUGAAGAAGGGCUGCAUCUUAGAAGGAGAGCUCGUGGUCUACAGUGACAAAGACUCCAAGGUUCUGGAUUUCCACAAGAUAAGGAAGCAUGUAUCGAGGUCAGGGUCCUUCCUGGGUACUAGUCGAGACUCCCAGCCUCACCCCUGGGAGCAUCUUAUGAUUGUCUAUUACGAUCUACUCAUGAUUGACGAUGAAUCCCUCUUGUUUGUCAAGCACUCAGAGAGGUUCCAGCGCCUGAAGGAUCUCAUUGCAGUGGUCCCAGGGAGAUACGCAUUGGUGAAGCGGGUAAUUAUUGACUGCGACAGACCAUCCGCAACAUCUGAUCUGCGCCGGGCCUUUGCGAAAUGCAUUACUGCACGUGGAGAGGGUCUCGUCCUGAAAGCGGACGAUCCUUAUUUUGACUGGAGUCCUUCGCGACGACCUUACGCUUGCUGCGCGAUCAAACUAAAGAAGGAGUACAUUGGCCAUUUUGGCGACAUCGGCGACUUCACAGUGGUUGGCGCCCGCUAUGAUGCCGCGAAAGCCAGGGCCUACACAAUUCCGAAGGUCAAAUGGACCCAUUUUUACGUUGGUUGUCUCGAGAACAAGGACGAAGUGCGGCGGUUUGGAAAGCGGCCACAGUUUGUCGUCACGAAUGUUGUUGAGCUCAACGCGACACAACUUGAUGUGUUUACCACGUCCAUCAACCCAGAAGCUGUACCAGCGGAGAGCAAUACCACAAUUUCGUUAAGGAUUGAGCCGGGCAUUGAUAACGGAAAACGUCCAUCCGUGAUUUUCCCAACACCCCCGGUGGUCGACCUUCGAUGCUUUUCCUUUGAGAAAGAAGGAAACAAAGGAUUUUGGAGCCCCAGGUUCCCGUCGGUUACUAAGAUCCAUUCGGACAGGACUUAUCAUGACGCGCUCUCGUUCGACGAGUUACAAGAUAUGGCGAUCAAGGAGAAAGAGCUCCCUCCUCCAGAAGACAACCAGGAGCUUCUGGGAUGGAUCGCCGCGCUGGAGCAGUCCGAGCCCACAGCUACCGUUGGUGAAACAAGCCAGUCGUCCGUUUCCACGGGAGCAGCACCCAUGACGCCUUCCCAUAAAUCCUCGCAGUCAUGCCAAUCACCAGUGUCGCCGGGUCCAAGAUUGCGCGGGCCCAGGGAGAUAGACUCGCCCACCUCAAGACGCUCGACUUCUACACAAACAGGCCAGCUGACCCCGCCGAGGUCCUCGGCUAUUCAGGUCCCCGAAUCGGCUACUCCAAACGUACUACUUGACAUGAACGAGGCCGCUCAGAACCGCAAGAGGCCUCACGAAGCAUUAGGGUGCGAUAAUAUGCACGAGAGGGCCAAGAUGCAGAGAUGCUCGAGCGAUCACAUCUCUACGACUCGCCCGUCGCAGAGCAACAGCAUGAAUCUCACAGCGACGGGACUCGUUGGUGCCUCAGCCUCCCCAUCGCGCCGAAACAGUCAUGCUGGUUUGCGGAUACCGAGGCUCUCUGCCUCAAGAUCGAUGCCUCGGGUAGACAUGGAAGGCGAGGACAGCAGAGUUCGUGACGCUGCUAGGCUGUCUGUUCCGGCGUCCCAAUCCUUCCAUGGUGUCCUCGUGCCGGUCUUUGCGUCGUCAGCUUCCUCAUCCGGCAGCAGCGUCUUGCCCUCGAAACAUAACAACAUCAGUUUCAACCAGGUGUCUGCGACGACCGCUGAGACAACCGCCACCAGAAAUUGCCGCUCCCUUGGCGACUCAUGCAAGCUCUCAACGUACUCUAUCAUGCUAUCACCAUGCAUAGCCAACUUCCCCUGGGUUACCGAGAACUUGCUCGUCAGUCACGGAGUGACGGAGUUUAUCCGCGACCCCAAAGCAUGGCUACGUGACGGGCAGGCCUCAGGAGCAACCGCAGCUGUGCCCUCAACAUCAGAUAUAUCUGCUAACAGCACUGCGGAGUCAGCCGGGCAUCCAAGCUCCUUGAAUAAGAAGCGCCGUCGGUGCAAAAAACUUGUUUUGGUUGACGCAAGGCGCAGGGAGGCCACGGAGGCUUUCCUCGCCUCUAUCAAGGCCGCUCAGUUGAAGCGCCGGAACGGCGAGCGGGAAUACGUCCCGGUUUUUGAUUGGCGGGUCUUGGAAAGUGUUAUGGAGGAGGAGAGGAGGUGUUGCCUUGGCAAGGAGAAGCCUGGCGGGCGGUUCGAGAUUUCCAGUGGACAGAGUAUCUGGAAGCAGUAUUGGAUAGGGUUGGCAUAG
Molecule: messenger RNA, 3216 nt
Organism: Canariomyces notabilis
Lineage: Eukaryota; Fungi; Ascomycota; Sordariomycetes; Sordariales; Chaetomiaceae
Exons: 5
Coding region: 1-3216 (1071 amino acids)
Biological process (GO): nucleotide-excision repair, DNA gap filling; DNA recombination; double-strand break repair via nonhomologous end joining
Cellular component (GO): DNA ligase IV complex
Molecular function (GO): DNA binding; DNA ligase (ATP) activity; ATP binding
Source: RefSeq, a predicted model, not a curated record